AUGGGAUCCAUUAAGAGCUUCAAACUAAAGCAGAAAUUGGGAAAAUGCAGGAAGAAAAAUAGACCAGUACCCCACUGGUACAGGCUGAGGAAGGACACAAAAAUUAGAUAUAACACGAAAAGAAGACAUUGGAGACGAACAAAAUUGGGACUUUAA
Plasmodium knowlesi strain H is the source of this 156-nucleotide messenger RNA. Its product is annotated as 60S ribosomal protein L39, putative. NCBI's taxonomy places the organism in Eukaryota, Apicomplexa, Aconoidasida, Haemosporida, Plasmodiidae. Bases 1 to 156 code for a protein of 51 amino acids. Gene Ontology annotation, biological process: translation. The record is from RefSeq and is a predicted model, not a curated record. Gene Ontology annotation, molecular function: structural constituent of ribosome. The transcript is spliced from 3 exons. Gene Ontology annotation, cellular component: ribosome; cytosolic large ribosomal subunit.